Messenger RNA from Gracilinanus agilis (Agile Gracile Mouse Opossum), 1396 nucleotides. It is a transcript of the gene NAPSA, whose product is annotated as napsin A aspartic peptidase. Gene Ontology annotation, molecular function: aspartic-type endopeptidase activity. The record is from RefSeq and is a predicted model, not a curated record. The transcript is spliced from 9 exons. NCBI's taxonomy places the organism in Eukaryota, Metazoa, Chordata, Mammalia, Didelphimorphia, Didelphidae. The coding region runs from base 1 to 1194 and encodes 397 amino acids. Gene Ontology annotation, cellular component: lysosome. Gene Ontology annotation, biological process: proteolysis.
AUGUCCCUGCGCCAGAUCCUGCUUCUGCUGUGGCUUCUGACCUCCACGGUGAACUCCUUCAUCAGGAUCCCCCUGCGCAGGGUUCCAGCUUGGUCUGGCACCCUCCAUGUGCUGCGGGGCUGGAGAACCCUCAAGGCCCCUCUGCCCAAGGAUGGAGUUAUUCUUGUGCCACUCUCCAACUACCUGGAUGCUCAGUACUUCGGGGAGAUCAGCCUGGGGACGCCCCCUCAGAACUUCUCCGUCAUCUUCGACACCGGCUCCUCCAACCUCUGGGUGCCGUCUCGUAGAUGCAGCUUCUUCAGCCUGGGCUGCUGGUUCCACCGACGGUACGACCGCGAGGUUUCCAGCUCCUUCCGGCCCAACGGGACCCAGUUCUCCAUCCAGUACGGGACAGGGAAACUGGACGGCAUCCUGAGUGAGGACGUAUUGACUAUCGGAGGCGUUGGGGGAGCCCGCCUGCUCUUCGGGGAAGCUUUGUGGGAGCCCAGCCUGGCCUUUGCUCUCGCCCACUUCGAUGGGAUCCUUGGCUUGGGCUUCCCAGCCCUGGCUGUGGCUGGAGUGCAGCCCCCACUGGAUACGCUGACAGAGCUGGGGCUGCUGGACAAGGCAGUCUUCUCCUUCUACCUCAACAGGGACCCUGAAGCCGUCCAGGGUGGAGAACUGAUCCUGGGAGGCUGGGAUCCGGCUCGUUUCAUCCCCCCCCUUACCUUCCUGCCCGUCACCCGGCCAGCCUACUGGCAGAUCCACAUGGACCGCGUGGUCGUGGGCCACUCCCUGACGCUGUGCCCUAGCGGCUGUGCCGCCAUUCUGGACACGGGCACUUCCCUCAUCACCGGGCCCUCCAGGGAGAUCGAGGCACUGCACAAACUCAUCGGAGGCUUCCCGCUGCUGGCUGGGGAGUAUCUGCUCUCCUGUGACCGACUCUCUGCCCUCCCAGCCAUCUCCUUCCUGCUCAGUGGUGUCUGGUUCAACCUGACGGCCCAAGAUUACGUCCUUCAGCUGGCCAGCGGCCGCACCCGCCUCUGUCUGUCCGGUUUCCUGGCGCUGGACGUGCCACCUCCCGCGGGCCCUUUCUGGAUCCUGGGCGACGUCUUCCUGGGCCCCCAUGUGGCCGUGUUCGAUCGAGGGACCGCUCGCGUGGGCCUGGCGCGAGCGCGGGUGGCCCCCCUCCCCUCCCUUCCCCGGGCCCCCUGAGUGGAGCGCACCCCGCCUCUUCGCCGGGGCGCCUCCUCCAGGAGAUCCCACGGGGGGCGCCUCAAGGCUCCUCUUCGGGUCCGUGCUCGGUGGUCCUCUCCAGGGCGCUUGGAGAUCUGGGGGCCGCGCAGGCCGGGGCCAGGCAGCGUCUCGCCUCGACAACGUCUUGCCCCCUCUAAUACCUCCCCUCAACUGCCGAAUA